Acipenser ruthenus (sterlet) is the source of this 10201-nucleotide messenger RNA. Its product is annotated as breakpoint cluster region protein-like. Gene Ontology annotation, cellular component: membrane. Gene Ontology annotation, molecular function: protein serine/threonine kinase activity; guanyl-nucleotide exchange factor activity; GTPase activator activity. The record is from RefSeq and is a predicted model, not a curated record. Bases 783 to 4850 code for a protein of 1355 amino acids. The transcript has 23 exons. Lineage: Eukaryota; Metazoa; Chordata; Actinopteri; Acipenseriformes; Acipenseridae. Gene Ontology annotation, biological process: positive regulation of GTPase activity; protein phosphorylation; intracellular signal transduction.
AAUGCCCGAUGUCAAUCACGGACAGCCAAACCCCGCCCUUUCCUGCAGUCGCUCCAGAUCCAGAGUGACAUGGGGAGAACAGAAAGAAACAACGGCAAGGAAACUGAGUAAAUCUGGAUAAAAAAAAAAAUGCGUGCGGAUAUUAACUGCAAAAACAUGGGAUAACAGGGCGCAAAUAGCGACAAGACAUCCGCGGUCACCCACAAGAACGGGAAAACACGGGUAUCGCCUGGAAAAUUGGAUUGUUUAAUUUUUUCCAUUUAUAUUGCCUGGGAAUUGUGUACAAAAGAGGUUAGAACAACUGGAAGUGAAAAUAAUAUAAAAAAAAAUUCUCGUGGUGUAUGGAUGUGGCUCAAACUGCAUGGAAAAAAAAUAUGUAAAUCUUGCAAAAACACUUCAUGACUAAGGAGAGUUUUCUUUCUUUACCUUAUUAUCUCUGGAAUGUUUGUGGAUCACACAUCAAGGAAAGGAGAAUGCGCCGUGGAUUCGCAUACUGGAUGUUGACAUGUACAAUAAAUAAGUAGUGCGUACUAGUCCUGCUACUGGUGAAAGAGAUGCUGUGGGUGGAAUUGGAAGCUAAAUCAUACAACACGCACUAAAACUGCCAAGGGAACCAUCCUUGUAUCAAAAACACCUCACCAGGAGCGAGAGGAGUAAGUUAUAUAUAAAAACAGAUAUCUUUAUUAUUUAAUUUAUUCAUUGUGCAAGUGAUCUAGCACAACAAAAUACACAAAUAAAUAAGAGAUAGUAUAAUAAUAAUAAUAAUAAUAAUAAUAAUAAUAAUGGUGGAACCAGUGGGUUUUGUUGAAGCUUGGAAGGCACAGUUCCCUGAAUCAGAACCUCCUAAGAUGGAGUUAAGAUCUGUUGGGGAUAUUGAACAGGAGCUGGAGAGCUGCAAAGCUUCUAUUAGGAGGCUGGAGAUGGAGGUGAACAAGGAGAGAUUCCGAAUGAUUUACCUGCAGACGCUGCUCGCCAAAGAGAAAAAGAGUUAUGACCGUCAGAGGUGGGGCUUCAGGAGAGUCUCUCAGCUGAACGAAGCUGGGGGCCCCGAGCCGCCCAACAUCCUGGACCCCCAGCAGGGACAGCAAGGUGAGCUGGACAGGAAUAAACACUACCCGGGUGUGGAGGAGAAGCUGAAACCCAGGCCGCCCCCUGUCAGGAAAUCUUCUUCCCAGAGUGAGGGGUCUGAGCCCUACCCUGCUGUGGACCUACGCUAUCAAGGGGAGUUGGGGGAUUUAGACAGGUGUAAAUAUUACAGCGAGGACAAGUUUGAACUCGAUGGCUCGUCCCCUUCUAAACAGAGGGGGCCAGUGUCUGCCCGCAGGGUGCCAGGGGGCUCCACCACCUCCGAAAAAGAACCGCCCUCAGACUCCUCGCCCAAAGAGAAGGUGGGCAUGAGUGUGGCUGCCUUGAGGUCCAACUUCGAGAGGAUUAAAAGAGCCAACUCUCAUACCUCCGGGGAAGGGAAAGGUGGAGGGGUGGGUGGCAUGGAGAAACCCUUUUACGUCAACAUGGAGUACCACCAGGAGAAAGGGCUGGUGAAGGUCAACGACAGGGACGUUUCAGACAAGAUCAGCACGCUGGGCAGCCAGGCCAUGCAGAUGGAGCGCAAGAGGUCUUUGCACUCCCUGCCGGGCAACUUGGCAUCUGGGGUGGUGGAGUAUCGCAAGCCAGUCUACAGGGGGAGGUCCACAGAGAGCAGCUCCGGCUACGACGCGGAGUGCGAGGACGCCGAACUCAACCCGCGCUUCCUGAAGGACAACCUGAUCCGCGCCAACGGGGGCAAGCAGGAUCGGCAGCAACACUGGCAGCCAUUGGACUGCCAGCCGUACACAAGCGUCUUCGUUGGGGGGGUAGUGGGGGACGGGGAAGGCAAAGGUGUCAACAUGAGGGACCACAGUGGAGACCAGGAGAAACACCUCACCUGGCCGCGCAGGUCCUACUCUCCUCGCAGCUUCGAAGAUGCAGGUGGAGGGUACACGCCGGACUGCAGCUCCAAUGAGAACCUGACAUCCAGCGAGGAGGACUUCUCCUCCGGCCAGUCCAGCCACAUCUCCCCCAGCCCGACCACCUACCGCGUCUUCCGAGAAAAGAGCCGCUCUCCAUCCCAGAACUCCCAGCAGUCCUUUGACAGCAGCAGCCCACCCACACCCCAGUCCCAAAAGCGCCACAAACAGCACGUGGUGGUCUCCGAGGCCACCAUAGUUGGGGUUCGGAAAACGGGGCAGAUCUGGCCUAACGAUGGCGACUCAACCCAUUCCAGCAGGGCAUCUCAUGACAACAGUUUCCAUGGAGACCUAGAUGCCUCGUUCAGCGGGACUCCUCCCACUUACGGGUACGAUGCAGACCGCGCGGAGGAGCAGCGACGGCGGCACCACCACGACAUGCUGCCUUACAUCGACGACUCACCCUCUUCCUCCCCUCACCUCAGCUCCAAGAGCCGCGGCAGCAGAGACACGCUGUCCUCGGGCUCACUGGAGUCCUCCAAAUCAAGCGAGCCUGACCUGGAGAAAGGGCUGGAGAUGAGAAAGUGGGUCCUGUCGGGGAUCCUGGCCAGCGAAGAGACUUACCUCAGCCAUCUGGAGGCACUGCUCCUGCCUAUGAAGCCCCUGAAAGCAGCCGCCACCACCUCCCAGCCGGUGCUGACUGUCCAGCAGGUUGAGACCAUCUUCUUCAAAGUUCCGGAGCUCUACGAGAUCCACAAGGAGUUUUACGACGGCCUUCUUCCCAGGGUGCAGCAGUGGAGCCACCACCAGCGGGUCGGCGACCUCUUCCAGAAACUGGCAAGCCAGCUUGGAGUGUACCGGGCCUUUGUGGAUAACUACGAGGUUGCCGUGGAAACCGCAGACAAGUGCUGCCAGGCCAACACACAGUUUUCAGAAAUCUCAGAGAAUCUGAAGGUCAGGACUACCAAGGACUCCAAAGACCAGACAACAAAGAACUCAUUGGAAACUCUCCUGUACAAACCUGUCGACCGAGUCACCCGAAGCACUCUCGUAUUGCAUGAUCUGUUAAAGCACACUCCAGCCAGCCACCCGGAUUACCCCCUGCUGCAAGACGCCCUGCGCAUCUCCCAGAACUUCCUGUCCAGCAUCAACGAGGAGAUCACACCGCGCAGGCAGUCCAUGACCGUCAAGAAGGGGGAGAACCGGCAGCUUCUGAAGGACCGCUUCAUGGUGGAGUUGGUGGAAGGCGCUCGCAAACUGCGGCACGUCUUUCUCUUCACUGACCUGCUGCUCUGCACCAAGCUCAAGAAACAGGUUGGAGGGAAGAGUCAGCAGUACGACUGUAAAUGGUACAUCCCGCUGUCAGACCUCACCUUCCAGACGAUAGACGAGUCGGACUGCUCCCCCAACAUCCCACAGGUCCCCGAUGAGGAGAUCGACGCCAUGAAGAUCAAGAUCUCCCAGAUCAAGAACGAGAUCCAGAGAGAGAAGCAGAGAGCUAACAAAGGCAGUAAGGUGAUCGAGAGGUUGAAAAAGAAGCUGUCUGAACAGGAGUCGCUGCUGCUGCUGAUGUCUCCCAACAUGGCCUUCAAAGUGCACAACAGGAACGGCAAGAGCUACAUGUUCCUGAUCUCUUCGGACUACGAGCGGGCGGAGUGGAGAGAAAUGAUUCGGGAGCAGCAGAAGAAAUGUUUCAAGAGCUUCUCCCUGACCUCGGUGGAGCUCCAGAUGCUGACUAACUCGUGUGUGAAGCUGCAGACGGUCCACAACAUUCCGCUGACGAUCAAUAAAGAAGAUGAUGAAUCUCCUGGACUGUAUGGGUUCCUGAAUGUAAUUGUACACUCAGCCUCCGGACUUAAACAGAGCUUAAAUCUGUACUGCACAUUAGAAGUGGACUCCUUUGGUUAUUUUGUGAACAAGGCCAAGACGCGAGUGUACAGAGACACCACGGAACCUAACUGGAACGAGGAGUUUGAGAUUGAGUUGGAAGGCUCUCAGACCCUGCGGUUACUGUGUUAUGAGAAGUGCUACAACAAAACCAGAAUCAACAAAGAGGACGGCGAGAGCACAGACAGAAUCAUGGGCAAGGGGCAGAUCCAGCUGGAUCCGCAGGCACUACAAGACAAGGACUGGCAGAGGACAGUGAUAUCGAUGAACGGGAUUGAGGUGAAGCUGUCCAUGAAGUUUACCAGCCGGGAGUUCAGCUUGAAGAGAAUGCCAUCUCGAAAACAGACCGGGGUCUUCGGGGUUAAAAUCGCCAUAGUAACCAAACGAGAGAGGUCCAAGGUGCCUUACAUUGUGCGUCAGUGCUUGGAGGAGAUCGAGCGGAGGGGCAUGGAGGAAGUGGGCAUCUACAGAGUGUCCGGAGUGGCCACUGACAUCCAGGCCUUGAAAGCUGCUUUCGAUGCCAAUAACAAGGACGUGUCUGUGAUGAUGAGCGAGAUGGACGUGAACGCCAUCGCGGGGACCCUGAAGCUGUACUUCCGAGAGCUGCCGGAGCCCCUCUUCACUGACGACCUGUACCCCAACUUCGCCGGGGGGAUUGCUCUGUCUGACAGCGUUGCGAAGGAGAGCUGUAUGCUAAACCUGCUGCUGUCUCUACCGGAACCCAACCUUGUCACAUUCCUCUUUCUGCUAGACCAUUUGAAGAGAGUGGCUGAGAAUGAAAUCAUCAAUAAAAUGUCCCUCCACAAUCUGGCCACGGUGUUCGGGCCCACGCUGCUCCGCCCCUCCGAGAAAGACAGCAAGAUUCCAGCCAAUCCCACGCAGCCAAUCACCAUGAGUGACAGCUGGUCCCUGGAGGUCAUGUCACAGGUCCAAGUCUUACUGUACUUCCUGCAGCUGGAGACCAUUCCCACUCCGGACAGCAAGCGGCAGAGCAUCCUCUUCUCCACCGAGGUCUAGCCCUGACUGAGAGCACUCGCUUAAUCUGAGGAAGUGGAUCACAAUCCAGAGGACCGAACAACUGAACUGGUGCGGAACCUCACCAUAGCCUCCAGACUGCUUCAACCUGAAGACGUUCUACAUGGAAAGAGACCUUGCUAUAUUUUUCGUAGUUGGAACCAGGGACCCAAAGUUGUGUACAUUUUAUAGCCACUAGAGGGUGUUAGCGAAGCGUUCAAUAACUGAACAAGAUGGAAGAAAAGCUUAGAGAAAGCAGUGUUCAAUUCAGGUGCAUCAUAACUUGAUUCAUGUAUAGUCUGAUGGAAAUGCAUUCCAUGCCUGGAAGAUAUUUUUGUUUUGUUCGAAUUUUUUUUAAAUGAUUAAGCUGUACACUAGAAAGAAGAUAAUUUAAACUAGAAUAAACUAAACAAAUAUUCCCUGUUCGUGUUUUAGGUUUGUUUUGAGAGUCACCUAAAUGCAUAGGUGGUGGACAGUUCCGAUACUGUAUGAUAGUCUUUUGUAGCGUGUUAGUUCAACUGCAGUGUCGUAAGUUACAAAGUGCACCAUACAUGGUAUAGUAUAUUUAAUACGGCCGAAGUCAUGGUCAAUCACAGUUGAUUUAAACAGAGAGAUGUAUAUUAUUUGAAGUAACAGAGAUGCUAGUAGACUGUACUUGAAAUUCUUCAGUGAGCUGCCAAUGCCCACCUAAACAGUAAGUUGUCUUAAGUAUCACGUGUAGAGUCCGGUAUUUAAGACAAACCCACAGACCGUGCACUUUAAUUUUAAAAUGGAUUUUUCUUUUAAUACAUGCACACCAAUUUUCCAACAGAUGUAGCCAAUAUCAAAAAAGACUCAAAGGUAAACAAAAACACAUUAAAGGGGGAAAAGGUGCCACAAUAUCCUUUUUUUUUUUUUGUUCUAGUGGGAAGGGAAAAAAUAUAAGCUAUAUAAUACUAUAGUGUAUACUAAAAAAAAAAGGUAAAACCCAUCAUAUCAUAUUUGAAAGAAUCAAGGUUUCUUUGUAUAGGAUACAGGUGAAUGUUUCCAGUUUAUUUUAGCCUUUGGCAGAUAGAGAGCCCAGUGGGGUAGCGUCUGUUCCAGACCUAGUAAUAGAAGUCCUGUAUUCAUGUACAGUUCAGAUUGUUAUAGCAUGAGGGCACGGGAGCUUGUUAGAACAGGAGCAUACCGGCUCACAGGCAUACCCUGUUUAAAUAUACUCACAUGAAGAGACUCGGUAAAGAAUUGUGUGUUGUCAGUACAGUUAUUUCCAGAAAUCCUGUAAGGAGGGCAAAGGAGGAUUACUAUAGCAUCCUGUAGUAUUGCCAAGCAUUCUGUAGUAGGCAUACAGUAUAUCUUUGAAAUUAGAACUAUAAUAUUUCGGCAGUACUUUGAAAAGUGUGUUUUCGAAUAACAUCAAGGUUUUCCGAAUAGUUUGGAGAAAGAAAUGACACAGAAAAUCUAUAUUUUAGCUUCUCCUUUUUUGUUUUGCUUGCUCAAUGACUACGACUCUUGGUUUUUAUUUGAAGUUUAAUAUGAAGCACUGCCAAAAACGUUGUGUAGAUUUUAUUUUCAGUUUGUUAAAAUCAAACGUUACGGGCCUAGCAGUUCUGUGCCGUAUAACAAAAAACCCAGAGCAAUCCCUUCUUGCGAAGUUAUUGUAAACUGUGCAGAGGACCAAGGUAGAAACUAAAUGUGUUCAGGAACAUAUCUUGGGUAAAGAUAUGCCUUAUAUUUAAUGGAAUAUAUUUUUUUACAGUUUGUCUUAAAAUAAUAAAUGCAUGAUAAUAUCCGUCUAAACUAAAAACUAGAAGUGAUUCCUAAACUGAAAGCCUGGGAACCUGGAAUACGGACAACAAAAGAAGCCUCUUUCCAUUACCUGGAAGUAAUUUCAAAAGCUUCCUGGUUAUUGUGGCAAUGCUAUGUGUGUUUUCUCAUGGAGACUAUCAUUUAAAACACACACAGUCUUCAGUCUUGAAGCCACUAGUUUAGGGCUGUGCAGGGAGUGUAUAUCUGUGCUUGACUUGGGGCACGUUUCCAUUUCUCAGUUGUUUUUUUGGGGUAUUCUUCCUCUGUGACAGAGUGGACAGUUCUGCUCCUGAGAGGGAGAGCUUGGGGUAUCCCACACAGUACUGUAUCUGUAUGUGUGUUGGGGGGCUGAAUUCGGCUAAACAGAACCUCUACAGGGCUGUCGAACUCAAGUCAAGGUGGACUGUGUACAGUUUAUGUUUUAAAACAGGCCAGAUUCUUUAAAGAGUGAGUACUGUAGCUUCAAAUACAUCUCCCUGACUAUUUUACAGUGUUCACAUGCUGAGUUCUGUUGCGCCCAUAUUGAGUUCUUUUAAAUCCGUCUUUACCUGUCUUUGAGUGGCUUGUCUAAGAAUCCUGGACUGCACAGCCUUCUUCAUUCAAAUCACGUGACGAUGUGACCUUUCACCUCUAGAGCGGGAAUCUACAGGAUGAUAAGAACUCUAGUAUCUGAGCAACAGAACCCUGAACCACUCGCAAUGAUUUACAAAAAAUAUCAAAUAGUCAGGGAGCUAUAAAGUAGAAAUGAAAAUGACAUUGUGUUUACUCUUUUACUGGUGUAGCUUGAUACAUAUUAAUUGCCAUAGUAUAGACUGAUGGGGCUGUGAGGGAAUAUAGCUGCACUGAAAUGACCCACUAGAACAUUUGAUUGUGGGGAGAGAUGUAUAAAGAUGGCCAUUAAUACAUUACAAAUUGUGAGAAGUGCUGUAAUUUCUUAUUUGGUUACCUUGAGCUCACAAAGUACAAUAGCUAGCAACUUUCACCAAAGGGAUGCUGCAGUAUAUAUAUAUAUAUAGUGUGUGUGGUAAACGUACUUUGUAAUCGCCCUGUAUAUGUAUAUAUAGUUUGUUUUCUGUUGACCUUUCUUUGCUGGCAGUUUGCUGAAGAAUAACAUGAAAGCAAUACCUAACUGUGCCAAUUUACUUUACUGUCCUUUCUUCAGAAUAUAGAAACAUUUAAUGUUAAAAUACGGGGUGUUCCGUCAGAAAUAAAUAAACGCUUUUUAAUUAUUUUGCUAUUAUUAGUAAGAAAUGAUUGCUAUAUUAGUACAGUGAUAUCCUUGCAACUCUAUUUAACAUGCAGGCAUGUUGAUUUCACUUUUUUUUAAUUUAUUUUUUUUUACCUUAUAUUAAACCCAAUAGUAGUUUCUGUUGUUUUACCCAAAGCUGGAUAUUUUGGGCGGGAUGGUAAAACAUUAUAAUGUUUAAUAAUAAUUGUUGAAGGGCAAAACUGGCAAACUUAACUGCCAUUCUCCUUUGCAUUGUGUUGAUGCAGUAUCUCUUGUAAGAUGCAGUCUGUAUCCCCUGCAGUACUUUUCAGCAAAAGUAAAUAGAAAAAGCCUCUGUAUAUUCAACACAUGUUAAUCUGAACCCAUGGAAUGUGGAGGAUGUAAUGACCACGUUGAAUACAGCUCAUUUAGAUUUGUACUUCAGCUUUCUGACAGUAACAUAUUUCAACCCAAAAUAAGUGAACUGAAGGAUGAUUUCAAUAUUUUCCUUAAAAACAUAUUUGGUGUCUCUUUCGUGAAAAAAAAAGUAAAUAAUUUAAGAAUCCAACACAGUUUAUAAUAUCAUAUUGAGGGAUAUGCCAACAUUGUGUUUUUUGGUGAUAAAAAAAGAGAUACUGCAUCUAAUACUAAUAUAUCUCAGUGAUUCAGUGGCAUUAGCUAUAAGGGACUGUGCAGUCUAUAUUUUAUCCAGUUAAGAUGAACUUUGAUUUAACAAAAUAAGCACAGCUAAGAUUAUACUAAUCCUCAAAACAUUUCUAGCAUCUAUACUACCUUUUAGACCAACACAAAGUGUUGAUUUAUUAGCAAAAUGUCCCUUUUUUGCUGCGCUGUCCGUGCUCUGUAAGCUGGUUCACUUUGUGUGAUCCAGUAACUUGCAUCUUAGCUAACCUCUUUCUUGCUGGAAGUCUUAAGUACCAGAACAAUGUUCAGGAUGUCAUUUCAUGUUGUGUUUUUCCUUUAGCCUGUACUUCAGUGUUUUCCGGUGACUUAGCACUCAACAACCAUGACAUCAACUUCUUACUCAGCUAGACCUUGCACACUGCACCAGGGCGGUUUAUUAGUGAGUAGCAAUUUUAAUAAAGUGGUCAAACUGGACCACUAAGAAUCAAAAACAAAAAACACAGCAUUCCAAUAGAGCAUUCCUAUAGCCGUUAUGGCAUGAUUAUUUCAUUAUUGCACCAUACAGUGUUUUUUAAUGACACUAUAGCGCUGUCACAGUUAUAGCGCUGCUGUAAUAUUGAUUUAAUUCAGCUGUUUAUUUAUGAAUGCAGGGUGUUGCUAACACUGCCUAUAAAAGUUGGUCAUAUUUGUUUUUCUUUACAUAUUAUACCCUCAAAUAGUUUAACUGCAAUUUUAGACCAGGAAUCCACACAGGUGGAAGCAGUAUAACUACAAUUAGAGCAGCCAGUACCUCAUUUUGGUAUAUAUUGCUCGUUUGGUUUUACUAAUUACCGAUAUGUGUUGCACCAAUCUUUCUUCAGUGGUCAUUGUUGUGUUACUGGAGCAGCACUGUGUGCUUUAAAGAUAGUUUCAAGUGUGAAACACUCACUAAUAAACCACAUUAGCUAUUCAGAUGAUUCGCCUAUCAGUGUUUCCGUGUUCAAAUUGUAUAGCUUUAUAUAUUUUUUGUAACUUAUCAUUCCAUAUAUUUACUGUGAAGCCACACAAAAUAAAAAGAAAGAUAUUUGAAAUAUAGAGAGCACUGUUGGGGUACAUUAUAUUGUUAUUAUUUUACAUACUGGAAACGCAUGGGUGUAUUAAGAGAUAUUUUAAUGAAGUUUUUAAAAGAAGUUCUGUACAAUAAAAAGAAAAUAUCCCUCUGGCCCGUUAAUAUUUUCUAGUUUGUUUGUUGUUUUCAUACCUGUCAUAAAACCUGUAUAGCCCAGGGUUCUUGGGUUUAUUUAUUAAAGUAUGAAUCGAAAUUAAAUGAUAUAAUUUAGUAAUAAUGACAAUUAUAACGUGUAGAAAAGUUUAUUAAAUGCACAUAUGUGUUCUUGCUUUCUGUGUUCAGGAUACACUUUGUAGGCAAUAGCCCUGGCUCUGUCUAACCACAUUCUGCAAAUUCCUGUAAAUGGUUCUUUUGUUCCAGAGAUUUCUUACUUUGUGUUGUCAAACUCUACUAUCUGAAGAGGAUAUGUAUGGGGCAGUGAAGGGGAUACAAAUGAAUGUCUUUUUAUUAUUUCCUUUUGUUAAACAAUUGUGUUCUGACAAAAUGUAGCUGUAAAAAAGGGAUAACAAACACUGUACUUGGAAGGAAAAAACUAGAAAAAUCAUUCUUAAGGCGUUUGUAGCCUGUGUUUGUACACCAAAUGUUAAAUAAAAACUCCUGUAUAUGUAA